AUGACUCCCAAGGAUAGCCAUCGUCGCGGCAAGGACGGACGACGUCUAUCUGCUUCGUCUUAUUCUUCUUGCACAGACGGACCGGCCGGCAUGCAACACGACCAGGCGAGAAGCACAGCGUCGCCGCCGUUCCCGCGGCUCUCCAAGCCAUUGGACCGCCUGCGGCCGUCGUACGACUGCGUCGUGAUCGGGUCCGGGUAUGGCGGCGGCGUCGCGGCGGCGCGCAUGGCCCGCGCCGGGCAGUCCGUCUGCGUCCUCGAGAGGGGACGGGAGAGGUGGCCGGGGGAGUACCCGCGGAGCGACAGCGUGCGGCAGGUGGCGAGAGAGCUGCACGUUUCCCGGGGGAGGACCGGAAAGGCCUGCGGGAAGGCGACGGGGAUGUAUCACGUUAUUGCGGGCAAGGGCCAGAGCGCCGUCGUUUGCAAUGACUAUCAACGAGUCAGAGAGGUGUUGGAGCCCGAGCCGUACCCGGACGACUGGCCGACGCCCGACAAGACGGCCCGUCUCGAGCGGCAAGCCCGCGCCCUCGGCCUGGCCGACCGUUUCCGCCGGGUCCCGCAGACGACGCGCUUCCGCGCCGGCCGCAGCUCUGCCGGCGUGCCCAUGGAGGUGUCCACGCUGGCCGGUCAGGACGCGACGGGCGUCAACGACGGGUCCAAGACGACGACGCUGGUGACGUACCUGGCGGACGCCCGGCGCCGGGGAGCGGACGUGUUUUGCGGGUGCGAGGUCCAGCACGUCGAGAAGGCGCCCAGCGGCGGCGGCGGCGGCGGCGGCUACGUCGUCUGGUUUACCGCGCACGACGGGGCGCGGGCCAGGUUUCGCAAGGGCAAGAACUCGGGGUUGAUGUGGGUGCACGCGAAGAAGGCGGUGUUUCUCGGGGCUGGGGCGCUGGGCACGACGGAGAUUUUGCUGAGGAGCAAGGCGAUGGGCCUGGCUGUGAGUGACUCGGUCGGGCAGGGCAUGAGCGGGAAUGGUGACAUGGUGGCGUUUGGAUGCUAUCCCAGCCAUGGAGCGAAUGCUAGGAGGAGCCCGAAGAAGACAUUCACGAACCGACCGGGGCCGACCAUCACAUCGGCCAUCGACAUGCGUGACAAGGCUGGUAAUCCACUCGACGGAUACAUCAUCCAAGACGGAGACGUCCCGCAUGUGAUGUCGGCAUUUGUCAAGACCGUGGUCUGCACCCAUGCAACGCUUUCAUCAUUGUCGAAACGGUCGAUUCGGCAAAAGAUGAAAUGGGCCCUUUCAAGAUGCAAGAAGAGACUGCUACAUCCAUUCUCUCCCAUAGGCACCACCAAGGACAACAUCCAAGUGUUCUUGAUCAUGUCUCAUGACAGCAGCCAGGCGGCAGCUCGGCUGGUUGACGAUGAGCUCGUCUUUGAGUUUCUCGGGGCCGGCCAGGAUGAGGAACGGAUCGAGCGAAUACUGGCACCGCUCAGGGAAGCGGUCGAGGAAGAUGGCGGCACGCUGGUCUACAAUCCAUUGCGCCGACUCUGGGGCAACCACCAAAUCACCGUUCAUCCUCUUGGCGGUGCUGGCAUGUCCACGGACAACAGCGGCAAGAGUGGCGUCACGAACCACCUAGGGGAAGUCUUUGUCGGUCCUUCGUCCGAGACGCAUCCUGGUCUGAUUGUUGUCGAUGGCGCGGCAGUUCCGGCUGCGCUGGGGGUGAACCCGAGCGCCACGAUUGCCGCGCUUGCUGAGAGAUCCGUUGCUGAAUUUGCUGAGAGAGAGUCGCUGGCAAUUUCUACCGAGCCAAACGGCAGCAUCGACCCUGACGAGUUCCUUCCUGCCCACCGACUUGGCCCAGAGCCAAUUCAACCCAGUACCCAGACCGUCAAAGAACCUGCCGAUACCAUCUCCUUUACGGAAGCUUUGGAGGGCUACCUUCAUGGCAGCAGGACUCUCGAGUUGCGCAACAAUACAUCAUACAAACGGGCAUAUCGUGUGGCAAGCGGUGGAGGAGAAGUAGCACGGCUAUUGGUGAGCAUUCAGCUUAAGCGGACUUCCACAGGAGACUCGGAAACCUGCUACAAAGGCACCAUGUCUGGUAUGCUGGUGUGUCCCACCAUCACAGGCUCGCCAUUCAUGGUCCAUGGUGGCACCGUGGAGUUGUUCCGGCCGGACCCGGAGACAUGCGGGACGAGAAAGAUCGUCUACGACUCUCCCAUGACGGGGAUUAAUGGACGGGAGCUACAAUUUCACGGGUUCAAGAUCCUCGACUCAUCUGUCUCGUUCAAUCCCAGGCGGUUAUGGCGGACCAUGACCAACCUGAACGUAACCAUUGUCGAGAAGGGCAAAAUGACAGACAGCGGAGAGCCCCAGACAGUGGCCGCGGGCAUGUUGAAAAUAAAGCCUGCCAAGUUCCUAAAGCAACUACGCACCAUUACCUCAACGGGACAAGGCCGAGCGGAGAGGUACAAGCAGGCACUGAAGCUGUCGUCACACUUCGCCCGCCAAAUGGCGCCGCACUUCUUCCUGCCGCUGGGACCGCUCGAGCGCCCCAUCCCGCCGCCACCAGUCGGCUUCCCGAACCCGACGGAGCCUACCGCCACCUACCGGAUCGUCGCCUCCGACGGCGUGGCCACCAAGAUGCUCAUGUGGGAGCCGGAUCGCCGCCUUGUCCGCCGAGACGUCUUCGGCAGCCCCCUGCCCGUCGAGGACCUCUUCCUGAUCCCCGGCGCCGCCGUCGACCACCGCAUCUUCGCCCUGCCCACCCUACCCACCAACGCCGUCACAUUCUUCACGCGCGCCGGCUACCGCGUCUUCGUCGUCGUGCACCGCAUCGGCAUCCUCGAGACCACCGACGCCAGCCGCUGGACCACCUACGACGCCCGGCUGGAUAUCCGCGCCGGCCUGGAGAAGCUGCGGGCGGUCCGGGGUGAUGGGCAGAAGGUGUACGUGGUGGCGCACUGUAUGGGCUCGGUGGCGUUGGCGUGCGGUUUGCUGGACGGCACGGUGCCGGCGGGUUGGGUGCGCGGGCUCACAUGCAGCCAGGUCUUCAUGCAUCCCGUCUGGAGCGCGCGCAACGCCCGCAAGGCGCGCUUCCCCGUGCCUCUGGACCAGCUCUACAACGCGCUCUUCGGCCCGUGGUUCCCCUGCCGCUCCGACGGAGGCGGGUUCCGGCAGGCGCUGCUGGACCAGCUGCCGCUCCGGUUGGUCUCUGGAGAGGAGCGGUGCGCGAGCGCGAGCUGUCACCGCGCGACGUUCCUGUUCGGGCGGUGCUGGAGCCACGGCAACCUGGACGAGGCGACGCACCGGCACGUGGACGCGUGGUUCAACGGCGCGGGGACGGCGCUGAUGGGGCUGCUGAUGCGGAUGGGCCGCCGGGGGCGGGUGGCGGCCAACGACGGGCGGGAUCUAACGACGGAGGACAACGUGGAGAGGUUGCGCGGGAUCCCGGUGAUGCUGUUCUCGGGGGGUGAGUCGGACGUGCUCUCGCCGGAGGCGACGGAGAGGACGUACGAGCGGCUGAGCGGCAGGUUCGGGCUGGACGCGGGGACGGGGCGCGGGAGGCUGGAGUACAGGAGGAGGGUGGUGGAGGGGUACGGGCACUUGGACUGCUGGAUGGGACGGUAUGCGUGGAGGGAUGUGUAUCCGAUGGUGUUGGAUGAGGUUGAUAGGGUCGUGAGGGCGGACGAUGUAGAGAAUGGCUUUUUAUAG
Messenger RNA from Cordyceps fumosorosea ARSEF 2679, 3663 nucleotides. Its product is annotated as Fumarate reductase/succinate dehydrogenase flavoprotein. Bases 1 to 3663 code for a protein of 1220 amino acids. Gene Ontology annotation, molecular function: oxidoreductase activity, acting on CH-OH group of donors. The record is from RefSeq and is a predicted model, not a curated record. Lineage: Eukaryota; Fungi; Ascomycota; Sordariomycetes; Hypocreales; Cordycipitaceae. The transcript has 5 exons.